Daucus carota subsp. sativus is the source of this 3404-nucleotide messenger RNA. RefSeq names its product U-box domain-containing protein 44. The record is from RefSeq and is a predicted model, not a curated record. The transcript is spliced from 5 exons. Gene Ontology annotation, biological process: protein ubiquitination. Gene Ontology annotation, molecular function: ubiquitin-protein transferase activity; protein binding. Lineage: Eukaryota; Viridiplantae; Streptophyta; Magnoliopsida; Apiales; Apiaceae. Bases 133 to 3240 code for a protein of 1035 amino acids.
UUGAGAUUGACGCGGGAAUAUAAAAUGCAGAGGCAAAGAACAAAUAGCUCACUGCUUCUGACCUUGAAGAAACUAUUUCACCUGAAACAAAUGCUACAAACACCCCUCAAGUCUCAAACAUUCUAAUCGAAAAUGACAUCUUCCUCCUCAGCCAUAAAAUCAGUCCUCAGCUUUCUAUCUGAAAUCUGCGCGAUCAACGACAGUCAUGACUCCUGGGAGAAUCCUAGGAAGUUUGCCAGUUACGCCAAGCGUCUACACGUAGUGAUCAGUCAGCUAGUCAGGUCAUCAUUGCCUGAACAUCUUCCAGCAUCGGCUAAAACAUCGAUUAAAGGGAUCGCGGAAAAUCUAAAAAAUGUGGCAGCAAGUAUGGAAGUUUAUGGAAAGAAGAGUAAGAUAUAUGUUCUCAUAUACUGUGAAUCAUUGUGUUUGUCGUUACAGGAGGCCACUGUGGCCAUCGGAGGAUGGUUAGCGUUGCUUGAUUCGGCUAUUGAUGAGAUAGUUAAUCCUGAUCUUCAUAAGAAGAUUGCUGAUCUUUCCAAUGAUAUGAAACAAGCUCAGUACAGAGUUACAGAAAAUGAAGAGAGGGUACACCACACACUGCAGAAAGAAGGAGAAGGAAGACCAACAAGUAAAAUAAUCCAGAGUGCUAUCGUCAUGGAUUUAGCUCGAGCCCUCGGGAUCGAUUCCAAUAAUCCUGCUGACUUGCUAGAACAAGUCCAGUUACUCAAAAAAGAUUUAGCCUGUUCCAGUUCAGUUGCAGAGAGGCGAAUUUUAACAUCUGUGGAAAGAAUUGUGGAUAACUGGUCUACUGAAACCCAAAAUUUGGCUCAAACGUUUGAUAUUGAUUCAGACGAUGAUUUACACAUUUCACCGUUUAAGAACUUUCUGUGUCCAUUAACUAAGACAGUUAUGAAGAAUCCAGUAGUGUUGGAGUCAUCACUGACGUAUGAGCGGGCUGCAAUUUCUUACUGGUUUGAUCGGUGUCUUGAAGAUGGUCGUGAUCCAACGUGCCCUGUUACUGGACAAGUCCUCAACUCACUGGAGCAGAAGCCUAAUAUUGGAUUGGCUGGAGCAAUCGAAGAGUGGACUAACAGAAAUAUAGAAAAUCAGAUUGCAUGUGCUGUGCAGUAUCUGAGUGAGGACUCUCCUUCUAUGGAACAUGUUGAGAAGGUUUUUGAUAAUAUGCAUAAAAUAACAGAAGAGAAUCAGUUGGCCAGAUAUAAAGUACGUAUUGCUGGUAUAGAUGUUCUUUUAGUGAAAUUUCUUAAGAAUUUUACAAAAAGUAUGGGAUCUCAUGUGAGAAGCAAAGGUUUAAUGGCUUUGCUCAGCAUUGCUAAGGAUGAAGAAAGCAAGAAAACGAUGCUUGAAGAGGGUGUUUCUAGAUUGACUAUACAUAGCCUUAUCGGAAGCUCAGAGAUAGAAAGAGAGUAUGCUGUAAGGUUAUUACUUGAACUUUCAAGUGACGAAGCUUAUUGUGCUAAAAUUGCUUCUGAGAAAGGGGCGCUGGUUUUGCUCUCAAGCAUGGCGGGUAAUUCAGAGCAACCCUCUCUAGCUAAUUUAGCCGAGGAAGUCUUGAGACGGAUGGAAGGAGUAGAGGAGAACAUUAAGCAUUUAGCAAUAGCUGGUAGGUUUGAACCUCUACUCAAUAGACUCUGUGAAGGUUCUGAUGAUGGUAAAAUAGAGAUGGCUUGCAUGGUCGGUAGCAUGACCUUGACAAAUAGCGCAAAGGAGCAAAUUGCAAGCAGAAGCGCCAAGACACUUGUUGACUUGUUAGCUAAUCCAGAAGGAAGAACCCCUAGCUUAAGAGCGCUGCAUAAUCUAUCCUGUUUAGAUGACAAUGUAACAAUACUUGUUGAUUCAGCCGUACUUCCUGCUAUUACAACUAUAAUGUUUGAAAUUCGGGAUUCAUCAGCAGAGCAGAAGGAACUGGCUGCGGCUGUUAUUGCAAAUAUAGUUUCUAAACCCGGGCAAUGGGAAUUAGCAUCAGCCGACAAGGAGAGAAAUCUAUUGCAAUCAGAAUCUAUAAUCUCAAGUCUUCUUGGCCUUUUAUCUCUUUCAUCUGCUCAGUGCCAGUUAUCUACUCUUCAGAUUCUAUAUGGAAUUGCACAAUCUCCGCAUGCAUCAGAAUCUGUCAUGGCUCACAUAAAGCUUUGUGAUGGUCUCAAAUCCAUCAUAACAUUCCUUGAUCACGCGGAGGUUGAGCACAGAACUUAUGCUUUCAGACUCACAAGACUGCUCUCCGAUAGGCUUGGAGAGGACCUGGCCAAUGAACUUAAAAAAUCAAACAAGCUACACUUGAUUAAAAAUGAGAUAUUGGAUACACAAGCAACUGAUGGUAAGAGAUCGGAUGCUGCCUGCAUACUAGCUAAUCUUCCUCUUUCGGAUGCUGAAGUAAAAGAUGUCCUCGGAGUUAGUUUUGUUGGCUGGAUUGUUGCUACACUCAAAGAACAGCACCGCAGCUCCAAUUUGAGAACAUCUCGACCCAUCUCAGUUAUGGACGAAGGGCUUCUUGGUCUCCUUCUGCACUUCACUAGGAGCCCAGAUCAAGAAUCAGUUAAUAUCAUAAAAGAGCACCGUAUUAUGACCAUUUUCUGUGAGCAGCUCGUUUUUAGCUCGAAAGCAAAAGAGAGAAAGUUGGCUGCACUAGGCUUAAAGUACCUGUCAGAAACAGGACGAGCAAUUUCUGGUGGAGAAUCAGAGCCACAACCUCCCCACGGCUUCUGCGCAUCUCUAUUCUUCAUGUGUAGGAGAGGUUCUUCAAAGCCUUCUGCUUGUCUGGUUCACAAUUCCCCAUGUGAAGAAGAAAGCCAGUUGUGCUUGUUAAAGGGAAACUGCAUCAAACCACUAGUUGAUCUCCUAAAGGACGACGAUACCAGUGUUCAGAUUGCUGCCGUGGAAGCCCUCUCCACACUAGCACUAGAUACUUAUAGUGCUAAUUUUGAAUCUGUUGUCGAUGAGCUUGAACGUCUGGGUGUAGUCAAUGCUGUGUUUUCGCUGUUCAUUCAAGCCCGAUCAGGAGAGCUUCAAGAGAAGGCUCUCUGGAUGGUGGAAAGGAUGUUAAGAGUCGAAAACCAGACCCAAAAGAAUGCUCUGAACCAGCCUUUGGUUAGGGCAUUGGUGGAAGCCUUUAAGCAUGGAAAUACAGUGACAAAGAAACAUGCACAAGAUGCUCUUACAAGUCUAAAACAGAUAUCAGGAGUUAGCGGAAAGACAUCAGUUCAGAAUCGAGGACGUAGGUAGUCAGCCUGUGAAAUGUAUAAAAUCUUGGUUUCGCUGUUGUAUUGUCAUCAAUUGCAGAAAAAGAAUAAGUAGUUUCCGUGAGCCAGAGCUCAUAUCACAUUAAGUGACCAAUUCUCCUAAUUCUCCUAAAAACUCGAGGUGGGUUUACGAGAAUCAUAAAAUAU